AUGUGCUACGUUAGUAGUAACAUUCGCCAUCUUUCACAAAAAUUAAAAAUUCGUAAUGCACCACACCAAACAAAAGAGGAUUUUCAAAAGAUAGAUUUUGAAGAAAAAGGUGAUACAACUUCUACAACCGUCACAAAUUCUCCAAACUCGGCCAAUUCACUAAUUCCAAAAUUAUCAUAUUGGAGAAUUUAUUUAUUAUUUUUAAAUUUUGGAUGUCUUGCUUGGGGUGGACCAGUUGCACAAAUAUCAUUGCUUAAAGAAAGGUUGGUUGUAAAAGAAGGUUGGAUCACAACUGCUAGAUUUAAUAGAGUUUAUGGAGUUUAUCAAAUAGUUCCGGGACCAGAAGCAACUGAAUUGGCUAUGUUUUUUGGAUGUUUGGCAGGUGGAAAAAUAGGCGGGCUCCUGGGCGGAUUCGGAUUUAUAACACCGGGAUUUUUCUUGAUAUUAUUGUUUUCAUUCAUCUAUACAAAAAUUGGAUGGGAAAACGUUUACUUCAACGCUUCAUUCAGAGCAUUGCAACCAAUGGUUGCAGCCAUGGUGCUGAGAGCUGUACACAAAAUAGGCGAGCAUUCGUUUAUUUCGCACAGAUCAAACAAAUUCAAUUGGUGGUUGUUUAGUUUUGCUAUUUUAGGAGCGUUUCAAAGUGUUUUAAGAUUGAAUUAUUUUGUCACAUUAGCUGUAUCCGGAUUGGCAUUUAUGUUUAUCGAUAGGAACUAUCGUGUUAUCGGUAUUGCAGUGAUUUUAGGAGAAUUGACUGGAUUUUUGAUUUAUGUUGGUUUAAAAGGUUUGCCAUCACUUGAUUCAUUAGGUGUAGGCGUUGCUAAAACGACUGACCCUGGCCAUAUUUUUGGUUUGGGUUUCUUGGCUGGUAGUUUAUCAUUUGGAGGUGCUUAUACAACGAUUCCGUUUUUACAAGCAGAAGCUGUGACAAUAGGAGGGUGGAUGACAAAACAAACAUUUUUGGACGCGAUAGCUAUUGGAAAUGUAUUGCCAUCACCUUUAGUAAUGUUUUCAACGUUUAUUGGAUAUCAAGGAGGUUAUGUCUAUGGUGGUGUUGGUUAUGGAUUUUUAGGAGCUGUAUUGAUUACCAUUGGAAUAUUCACUCCAUGUUUCCUAUUUACGAUCUUGGGACAUGAUCUGUUGGAGAAAUUGGUUCGUAAUCAGUUCAUGGCAGCAUUUUUUGAUGGUAUUACGGGCAGUGUUGUUGGUAUUAUAGCAGUGACGGCUUUCGAUCUGCUUAAAGCUUCAAUAACAACUUCGGCUAGUUUGGUAUUAUAUCCUGCCGGGGUUGAAAGAGAUUUGAUCGCUGCCAAGCAAAGCUCUCUUGCUGCAGUUCUUUACAUAUUGACUUUGGAAUUUCUUCCUUUACCUUGUUCUUUGAGAGAAAAAACAAAUUUUGGCAUGGGUUCUGAAAAUUCUACUAAAAUUUCUAGAUCUGACAUUGCCAUUUAA
Entrophospora candida is the source of this 1452-nucleotide messenger RNA. NCBI's taxonomy places the organism in Eukaryota, Fungi, Glomeromycota, Glomeromycetes, Entrophosporales, Entrophosporaceae. The record is from the annotation of a GenBank genome assembly.